Messenger RNA from Trichoplax adhaerens, 957 nucleotides. RefSeq lists its product as uncharacterized. Bases 1 to 957 code for a protein of 318 amino acids. The transcript has 8 exons. Lineage: Eukaryota; Metazoa; Placozoa; Uniplacotomia; Trichoplacea; Trichoplacidae. The record is from RefSeq and is a predicted model, not a curated record.
AUGGCUGAAAUAGAAUUAUUACGGCAAGACUGCAAAAAAAUAAUAAGUCAACAACUCGAUCGUUGGACUGCAAAUCAAUUCAGCGAUACCUCUACCUGUCCUGACACCAGUGCCUCUACAAGCUGCAGUCCGCAAACUGAGAAGCGAAAUUUAGCUAAAGAAAUAAAGAAUUUAAUACUAUCUCUACAGGAAGUCCAUCAAAAAUUGACUGAUAAUCAUAAUCAAGACCAAGGCGAAAGUUCAAUUAAAAAAUCAGCAAGUAAAACGCCAAAACUCGAUCCCUCCAUUGUACAGAUUAUCGCCGACAAAAGUGAGAUCGGUCGCCGUAUAAAUGCUUUUAUUGAAAGAAAGAAGCUUGAUGCUAAUAUUACCAACAAAAGAGAGUUUUAUCCCAUCAGUGAUAAUAGUAAUGUCCUUAUUGAAGAAGGAAAAUCUGCUCGAACUCAUGCAAUGUUUGUUAAAAGGAACCAACAAAGUAGUCAUGUGAAAGUAACAAGAGUUUCCUAUGAUGAUACGGAUACCAUGCGAAAAAGAAAAUCUACAGACCCUCAUGUGGACCAGUGUAGUAAAGAAAAUAAUGCAGAUUCCAGAGCUGAGAAUCCAGCCCACCCUAUAACACGUUCUAAUCUACCAGUUGGGAUAGAAGAGAGACUUAUGAAUAUGGAAAACUACCUUGGCAUUAAACCAGAUUAUCCGGUACCUGGUGAUAUUUACAAACGCUUAAAGCACCUUGAAGAUAGAAUUUUAUUCUUAGAAUCAGUAUCACCUGAAUACUUGGCUGAAGAUAAUUUCUUAACUGUAAAUAAAGUUAAGAAGCAGGAAGAAUCUAAUAUCUCUACUAACUUAUACGACGCGGGUAUAUCAAACCUUUCAGCUGAUUUAGUUAUAGAUCAUACAACUCUUGUUAAUAUCGAAGAAAACAUCUCUUCGUUAAAGAAAUUCUUAACAAAGUCAUGA